Messenger RNA from Arabidopsis thaliana (thale cress), 760 nucleotides. RefSeq names its product Cytochrome c (gene CYTC6A). The transcript has 6 exons. Gene Ontology annotation, molecular function: iron ion binding; electron transfer activity; heme binding. Bases 38 to 565 code for a protein of 175 amino acids. The record is from RefSeq and is marked reviewed. Gene Ontology annotation, cellular component: chloroplast thylakoid lumen. NCBI's taxonomy places the organism in Eukaryota, Viridiplantae, Streptophyta, Magnoliopsida, Brassicales, Brassicaceae.
CAAACAGUUAAAAGGAAAAAAAAAAAAAUUCUUUGAGAUGAGACUUGUUCUCUCUGGUGCCUCUUCUUUCACCUCCAACCUUUUUUGUUCCUCCCAACAGGUCAAUGGAAGAGGAAAAGAACUGAAAAACCCAAUUUCUCUAAACCACAACAAAGAUUUGGACUUUCUGUUAAAGAAGUUAGCUCCGCCACUCACGGCGGUUUUACUUGCUGUUUCACCCAUCUGUUUCCCUCCAGAAUCUCUUGGGCAGACUUUGGAUAUACAGAGAGGAGCUACAUUGUUUAAUAGAGCUUGUAUCGGGUGUCAUGAUACAGGUGGAAACAUUAUUCAACCUGGUGCAACGCUUUUCACAAAAGACCUCGAAAGAAAUGGAGUUGAUACUGAGGAAGAAAUAUAUCGUGUUACCUACUUUGGAAAGGGAAGAAUGCCGGGAUUUGGUGAGAAAUGCACACCGAGAGGACAAUGUACCUUUGGACCGCGGUUGCAGGACGAAGAAAUCAAGCUUCUCGCUGAAUUUGUAAAGUUUCAAGCUGACCAAGGCUGGCCAACUGUAUCUACGGACUAGCGACUAGGCAUUCUUCGUCUUGUGAGCGUUUUUGUAAUCCAAUUAAUCCAUAGGGCUGUAUCUACUUACACUUAUAACAAUUCCUUCUGGGAGGUUUCAUUGCAAUUGCUUAUGCUCCCAGAUGUUCUUAAGGUACAACAAAAUUAUAGGUGUUCAUAAAAUCACCAACACAUAUAUGCUCAUAACGUUUGACUA